UCCAGCGCCGCUUCUCGGCGUGGUAGCCCCGCCAGUCGGAGGGGCCCUGCCCGUGGCUUCCGCAGCCCCUGGGCGCCCUUUAAGCGGCGGGGACUUCAUUUCCCAGACGCCCCUGCGCGCAGCCCCGCCCCGGUCGCGGGAGGGGGGGGGUCGGUGCGGCGGGAGGGGACUUGAUGUCAUCCUGAGCAGCUGGGCGGCGGGCGCCGGUGCGCACCGAGCCGGGGCUCCCGCCGCACCGCUCGGGCCCCGCCUGGAGGCCCCGUCCGCGCCGCCCGCCCCGAGCCCGCAGCCCGCAGCCCGCGCCGAGGGCCAUGCCCGGCCCGCAGCCCCGGGGACCCCAGCAGCGCCGCCGCCCCGCGCCCGCCGCGCGCCCCGGUGCCUGGGAGCCCUGAACCUUGAGCCCAAGGGCCGCCCCUGGGCACCCGGGGCCAAAGUCGGGGCGUCUGAGAAGUGAGUGUCCCCCCCCCGGGCGGUGUGUUGGGGGGUGGCAGGAGUCGCUCGGGAGCCCUCCAUCAACUCUUCAGGACCCCCCCCCCCCCCAGGAAGCACCGAGACCUGACCAGCCUCCUCUGCACCCUGCGUGCCCCCCAGGCCUGGGCAUUUGCUGGAGGCCCUGGGGGGGGCCCGGGACGGUGGUUGUGCGGCCCCCCCCCCCAACCUGCAGGAUGGACCCCAGUUAGUCUGCUCUGCUCUGCUCCCCACGGCCAGGGAUCAGCCGGACACACAGGGCCUCUGACAGCUGACCCGCCUGGCUGCCAUGGAGACCAAGUUACCCCCUGCGAGCACCCCCACCAGCCCCUCGUCCCCGGGGCUGUCGCCCGUGCCACCCCCGGACAAGGUGGACGGCUUCUCCCGCCGCUCCCUGCGCAGGGCCCGGCCGCGGCGCUCACACAGCUCCUCGCAGUUCCGCUACCAGAGCAACCAGCAAGAGCUCACGCCGCUGCCCCUGCUCAAAGACGUGCCUGCCUCUGAGCUGCAUGAGCUGCUGAGCCGCAAGCUGGCCCAGUGCGGGGUCAUGUUCGACUUCCUGGACUGUGUGGCCGACCUGAAGGGCAAGGAGGUGAAGCGGGCGGCGCUGAACGAGCUGGUGGAGUGUGUGGGGAGCACCCGGGGUGUCCUCAUUGAGCCUGUGUACCCCGACAUCAUCCGCAUGAUCUCAGUGAAUAUCUUCAGGACCCUCCCACCCAGCGAGAACCCCGAGUUUGACCCUGAGGAGGAUGAGCCCAACCUGGAACCUUCCUGGCCACAUCUGCAGCUGGUGUAUGAAUUCUUCCUGCGUUUCCUGGAGAGCCCCGACUUCCAGCCCUCCGUGGCCAAGAGAUACGUGGAUCAGAAGUUUGUGCUGAUGCUGCUGGAGCUCUUCGACAGCGAGGACCCCCGGGAGCGGGACUACCUCAAGACCAUCCUGCACCGGGUCUACGGCAAGUUCCUGGGGCUGCGGGCCUACAUCCGCAAGCAGUGCAGCCACAUCUUCCUGCGGUUCAUCUACGAGCUGGAGCACUUCAACGGUGUGGCAGAGCUGCUGGAGAUCCUUGGGAGCAUCAUCAACGGCUUUGCGCUGCCCCUGAAGACGGAGCACAAGCAGUUCCUGGUCCGGGUCCUGAUCCCCCUGCACUCCGUCAAGUCGCUGUCCGUCUUUCAUGCCCAGCUGGCAUACUGUGUGGUGCAGUUCCUGGAGAAAGACGCCACCCUCACAGAGCACGUGAUCCGGGGGCUGCUCAAGUACUGGCCCAAGACCUGCACCCAGAAGGAGGUGAUGUUUCUGGGGGAGAUGGAGGAGAUCCUUGACGUCAUCGAGCCCUCCCAGUUCGUGAAGAUUCAGGAGUCCCUCUUCAAGCAGGUGGCCCGCUGUGUGUCCAGCCCCCACUUCCAGGUUGCAGAGCGGGCUCUGUACUUCUGGAACAACGAGUACAUCCUGAGCCUCAUCGAGGACAACUGCCACACCGUGCUGCCCGCCGUGUUUGGGACGCUCUACCAGGUCUCCAAGGAGCACUGGAACCAAACCAUCGUGUCUCUGAUCUACAACGUGCUCAAGACCUUCAUGGAGAUGAACGGGAAGCUGUUUGAUGAGCUCACAGCCUCCUACAAGCUGGAGAAGCAGCAGGAGCAGCAGAAGGCCCGGGAACGUCAGGAGCUGUGGCAAGGCUUGGAGGAACUCCGACUGCGCCAGCUGCAGGGGGCCCAGGGGGCCACCCAGGGUGCCAAGGAAGUCCCCGUGCAGCGGCUGACACCCCAGGUGGCCGCCAGUGGGGGUCAGAGCUAGAGAUGCCCCGGCAGGGAGGAUCUGACCUGAGCUGCCAGUCCUGGUCCCUCUUCUGCCUGGGGCCCAGAGGGGGCUGGGAGGACUCCGUCGGGACCGGAGGACAGCUUUGGCUGGGAACGGGGGCGAGGAGACGAUGGGCCUGGCAGCCGAACUCACGGGCCCACGCGGCCGGACUUGACCAGGAAGCCGCCACGAGCUGGUCCCCCGCCCUGGCUCCCGGGCCUCCCCCCCACCGUGGGAUCCGCUAUUUAUUCUCCCCGCUCACCCGACACACACGCCGUCCCGUCCCGGGCCUGGGGCACCCCUCCCUCCCUUGCUCUGUGCUUCCUCGUCCCCUUUUUAUUUAUUGGGCAGGGGGAGGGGUGAGGGCACCGGCAGAAGAGAUUCCCCGUGUCCUGGGGCAGAGGGGGGGUCACAGUAACCAUGGUCUCCCCCUCCCCUGGCUGGGGGUAGACGCAAUAAAGAAAGAAACCCAGAAA
Messenger RNA from Erinaceus europaeus (western European hedgehog), 2742 nucleotides. It is a transcript of the gene PPP2R5B, whose product is annotated as protein phosphatase 2 regulatory subunit B'beta. Gene Ontology annotation, cellular component: nucleus; protein phosphatase type 2A complex; cytosol. NCBI's taxonomy places the organism in Eukaryota, Metazoa, Chordata, Mammalia, Eulipotyphla, Erinaceidae. Gene Ontology annotation, biological process: protein dephosphorylation; signal transduction. The transcript is spliced from 14 exons. Bases 758 to 2263 code for a protein of 501 amino acids. The record is from RefSeq and is a predicted model, not a curated record. Gene Ontology annotation, molecular function: protein phosphatase activator activity.